AUGGCACGGCGAGUUGAAGCAUCAGAUCUCACGGAGAGCAAUCGUUUAGUGAAGAAUCCCCUGAUUAAUAUUCACCGCAUCGAUAACCAAACCGUGGCAAAGGUGACCGACCCGCACCGAGUUGCUGAGGCCGAAGUAAUGCGAUUUGUUCGUGCAAACACCUCCAUCCCGGUUCCCGAGGUGUAUAAUGUAUACACCGAUGAAGCUACAAAUCGUGGUAUAAUCCUUAUGGAAUAUAUUGAAGGUUGUGUUCUGCAGGAUGUAUGGGACGAACUGGACCAGGAGCAACGACAAAACAUCAUCAGCCAGCUGAAGUCGUUUAUAGAACAACUAAGAUCGUUCAAGGGCGAUUUCAUCGGCUCAUUUGACGGCACAUACUGCGAAGAUCCCGUUUUCUGUGCUGAACUGGGUGGGUUUGGGCCUUAUAAGACCGAGCAAGAGUUCAACGACGGCCUCAUUCGAGCAAUGAGACUCUCUGGGGACAGUACAUGGGUAGACCAGGUGGCCAGGUUUGUGAAGGCAUUGCCUCCACAUGAGAUUGUUCUCACGCAUUCUGAUCUAGCUCCGAGAAACAUUCUUGUACGUGGAGAUAAGGUGGUCGCGCUCUUGGAUUGGGAAAUGGCCGGCUACUAUCCUGAAUACUGGGAAUAUGUCAAGGCUUUAUAUUAUCCAAAAUGGACAAGUGGGUGGAUCAAGGAUGCUGCUAUCGAAAAGAUUCUCAAGCCGUAUCACCUUGAGCAUGCGAUUAUGCUGCAUAUGCAGGAAGUUGUCUUCUAG
Arthroderma uncinatum is the source of this 777-nucleotide messenger RNA. RefSeq lists its product as uncharacterized. The coding region runs from base 1 to 777 and encodes 258 amino acids. Gene Ontology annotation, molecular function: protein kinase activity; ATP binding. Gene Ontology annotation, biological process: protein phosphorylation. The transcript has a single exon. The record is from RefSeq and is a predicted model, not a curated record. Lineage: Eukaryota; Fungi; Ascomycota; Eurotiomycetes; Onygenales; Arthrodermataceae.